Messenger RNA from Spirometra erinaceieuropaei, 11223 nucleotides. The record is from the annotation of a GenBank genome assembly. NCBI's taxonomy places the organism in Eukaryota, Metazoa, Platyhelminthes, Cestoda, Diphyllobothriidea, Diphyllobothriidae.
AUGAACAAGCUGCUGCUGCUUACAGUCCUUCUUGCGUACGUGUGCGGCACACUUCAAGGUAAAUAAAACAGAGUUUAUGAGAAUAAUUUUUUAUGCUGUCAUGUCAAUCCAUUGUGAAGUACCGAUAGUAUUUGCGUAGUUGUCGUAAGUUUGGCCGAUGAAAAGACCAUGUAGUCGGUCAUUCAUCGUGAAACUCUAUAAAAAGGUACGCGUCUAUCUAAUUGGGGCCAGAGCCAGAAAUAUUGUGGAAAAUCCCACACUAGUACAUUCGAAUGUUGCCAAGUUCAUGCCAAGUGUCAGUACAAUAAUCCUCCGCUGUAUCGCUUUUCGAUCUUGCGACCUAACUCUAUCGCGGACUUCGGAUGCAAGCAUAUCUGAUACAUAUCGUGGAUUUCCGUUGACAGGGGCCUUUUUAUUUCUGUCCCAUGUUAUCUAAGUUGGCUUAACUAGUGGAUUUAAAGGAAUCCUAUCCAAUAUCUGAUAGAUUAUAAAGAGUUUAUGUUGUUUAAUUAUGUGAAAAAGAUUUAUCAGAACGUGGGGGGGGGGUGUAAGGACUUGAAAUACGUAAACACAAUCAUAAAAUACAUGGAUUUUCACUUUGCGCGGGGGUCCUUGACCUCAGCCCCCGCGACCAAUAAGGGAUCACUCUAUUGGCAGUCAGUAAAGAAAUCAAUGAAACCAAAAAAGAAACCGAGAAAACAAAUGGACUAAGUUAGUUAAACACAACUGUUCUGGGAGGUAUUUGGUCGAUUCAACUUUGCGAAUGAUUAGUGGAAUUAAAUACGACCGUGAUUAAAGACCAGUACAUUUUUAGGAUGUUUGCAAAGAGGUUUGUUAUAGAUUAUCGUCAGUUGGGCGUAAAAUCAAGCUGACACUUUUACUUAUGAUUUACCCGCAACAUGUCCGUUUACGUUCAACAUUAUGAAUAAGUGAAGAUAUAUUUAUUUCAUUGGUGGCUUCUAUAAGGAAACAGCUUAUAAAAGCAGAAGGCAGUGUGUAACUUAACUGUGAACAAAAGGCAGGAGCACCUACCCGACCCAGUACUUCAUAGAUAUCUGGUCCAAACUGAGUUUUGCGGUCAUGUAAACUUGUGGGCAUAAUUAAUUUUUCCCGGUCCACUGCGCCAAGUGUCACUCAAAAACCAGAAGAUGAUUGAUGUUCAUACUACACUAACUGUUUAUUGCCUAAGGUUGAAAAGUCGAUAACGCCAUAUGUUUUUCUUAGGUCCAAGUUUCAUAGGAGAUCCACGCAUAAUUUGCGGAGAUAAGAGAGGUCAGAGUUAAGAAUGGCCGCUUACAACUUAUCUGUGAAUAAGCAGUAACUCGGCAAUCUAUGCAGUGUAUGUGAGUAAAACAUUUGAUGAGCAUUUUUACAGAACGGCAAAUGCUAAAACUCACAUCUUGAAGCUGAGAUAGUAAAGCCGACGGGUGUUUUGGAAGCACGUUGUUUGUCCCACAACUGCUACUCACACAAAAGUAUAACUUGUAGGAGUUAAAGCCAUCAAAGCACCUGCAAAAACGCCCAUUUUUAUUCGUUCCCCUAACGUGUAACUUUAAAGCUGGAAUUAAUCGCUGGAGUGGGUCUCCAAUCCUGUUCAGUCGACUAACGAAUAUAACGUGACGGUGCGGACGAAAAUAGCGAUUUUUGAAAGGGCGCUCUCCCCACCGCUUAUACAAUUACACCCUGUAAAAAUAGCUACUUAAGUAGCAUGCAUUCCUUCCCAUGAUUUUUGAUGCCCACAUAAAUUCAAGUAUAUGUCAUAGAAAAAAUGGGAUAAACUAUUUUUGGGGUCCAGCAGGUAACAAUCUACGUCUUUUUUCAAAUUUUAUAUUCGAAGAAAGCGUAUAUUUCCGUUUAAAAAACUUUCUUAAUUUUCGAUCGAUUGUGAACCGGGAAUGCUGUUGUACUUGUGUCCAGGGAAACUAAAUGCUGUAUAUCUUUUCUGUUAAGAAAAUAAAAUAUCCAUUUAUACUUUUAGCAGGCCUUAUUGUGUUUGUAAACUUUUGCAGUGAUAGUGGACUGUGUUGUAUACCUUAUAAGUAGUAUUAUUGAGUGGACAAAUACAAUGCUUUAUGGGUAGACGUUUCACAGUCUUAACAAAACUGGUAGCUGGAUACGAUCUUCCCUCAUGUAUAAAAUUUGAAGAAGACAUAAUUUGCUGCCAACUGAGUAUAAGAAAAAAAUAUGUUACAUUUUCUAUAAAACAUAUUUGAAUUUAUAAGUGCAUGAAAAAUCAGCGGCAAAGAUCAUAUUGCUUAAAUGGUCAUUUUUACAGAGAGUGGUUCUUGCAGGUGACCGGAAAGAAGCUCGUCCAAAAGCCAGUCUCCUGAUUUAACGAACUAUUCUGUAAUUACGCUGCGCGACAGUCAGCCUUACGAUCCAACCUAAGUAAUCUUUUCUGGUCAGAGACAUACUUUAGAAUUUCGGCUAAUGACCCAUGAGAUAGCAUAUCUACUGUAAAGCCAAUGGCUGUGGCUGAGGAUGUAUAACCUGAGGCAAAUAAUCAACAAUAUAAUAAAAAAGGCCGAAAACAGCUCACAGUUUAUACUUUGGCAGAAGGGGAGUCAGUUUGAAGGUCAGGAGAAUUGCAGCAGAGGAACCAGUGGAAAGUGGAAGAAGGAACCUUUUGCCUUUUCUUCUACUGCGCAAGUUCGUGAAGGUUUGUCAACUAGAGGCAAUUUAAAGGUCCCUUGACUUCUGAUCCUGAGUCAGCUUAUGGGAGGUAGAGGGUCGUUUUAUAAAGAAAAAUUGUUUUUGGAUAUUUUUUUCUAGCCAAUUUCUCCCUGCCAUGCUUAAAGUAAUUCAGAAAAUUCUCUGAAUACACAGUGGUAAUGUAGAUUUAUCCAUUUUAGAGGAUAAAAGACCGCGUUUCAGCGGUAAGUUCAACAUUUGUUUGUCAAAAUUAAUUUCUCAAAGGACUAACAAUAAGCGUAAAAAGUCAAAUCGGUAGUAAUUAAAUAUAUAAAGACCUAGAAACAACCAGCUUUAUAAAACUAUUAAACGUUGAUGCACCCGGAAGGAUUUUUGACUAUGCUAGUUUGUCAUAGACAAACAUAGAAGGACUUCUCUUGAAUAGUUUGGCAAAUUUUGUCCCGACUUACUUAAUUAACUACAAGGUCGAAUAUGGUAAAGUUCAGAAAAAUUAAUCUGCAAUGUUCUCUCAUAAAAAAACAAACGGCAGGUGGCAGUUAUCUGUAAGAUACUUUAAUUUAUUAUAUAAGAGGUAAAAUACAAUAUGUUUGGUCUUUAAGUUCUUUAUAUGCCCUUGGAAAUUACAAAUUUUUCGGUUGACCGAAGUCAAAAGCUCAUAGAAGGCCUAAAAUUUUAAUUAAUCGACAUUUUAGCCAAAUGCGUCUGCAAUAUUCUUAUCUAAAAAACAGCCGGUGUCAAUGAUACCAAAAAAGAAUUCAAUCUAUCCGAUAGGGAGUAACAUACUGCAUUUCCAGCCUCCCAGUUCUUUAAGCUUUCUAAAAAUUGCACGUUGUCCAGCUGAUCGAAAUCAAAAACUCCUGCAAAGCCUGAAAUUCAAAAUACAGGACAAUCUUAACUAAAGUUUUUGGACAAGUAUCACAUUUAUGUGUAUAGUAAUCCACCACCAGUUAGCAGUCAGAACAAGCAACAGUAACUAGGUAAGUUGUGAACACUUGAAGAGCUGAUCCGAAGAUAACAUAGAUUUUCUUUACAUCUACCAAGUCUGAACUAGUUCUCUUUUAAUUUAAAAGGUCUUUAUAAUAAGGGUUCUUAUUUAUUCUUUAGAAAACCCGAAAUACAAAGAAUUACUGAAAAGUGAGUUGGAGGUUUUAGUCCUCGCUCGGCAAAUUUAAUAGAGGGUUUAAAGACACCAAAAAAUGUUUACCUUUUUAGAGAUCGAGGAUGCACUUGGUGAGUCAAACGACGCCUCUCUUUUUGCUGCUAUUUAUUUAUAGAGGAACAGUGCUUUUCUGCAAAGUACAUUUCCUAACAAAAUGUGUACCGAAUUCUACUGGUUUUGGCGAAAAGCAUCCUUUUGAUUUUUUUGGUUUUUUUCACUAAUAAGUUCCGCAGAUAAUGCGUGAAUUAGUUUGACUCUAUUGUCCAUUCUCCUUUCUACAGACAUAUUCAUUGGAAACGGUGUCGGGGGUAAGACCAGUCACUGAGCGAUAUGAUGAGAACAGAAUGUUUUUACUGCAAUAAUAAUGAUACUUAUGUCAAUAACAAAAAUGAGCUACUUCCCAGCACAGGAUCUGUGACUGCACGUUCGCAAGCUCCCAUAAAGAGUGCUUGUUUAAUUUUUUGGUUAAUUUCACCUGCAAAAUUUCCAAUAAGUGCAUUUAUUAAAUGAAAAAUAACGUCAGUUUUAUGCGAAUUCUUUGCAGCUCUGGGAAAAUGGCUAGGUAACCUCAAAAUUACAUAUUGAAAAGGCAAAAAACAACGCCUACCAACUAAAUGGAUGCAAAGUCAAUGAUUGUCAUUGCGUUUGAUGGAUGUCUUUUAAAUUUAUAUUCGAUGAAGAAUUUCUGAGAAUAUUCAACUCAAUUUCAGAGUCAUUUCUCGGACAGGAGGAAGAAAGUAGGCAAUACACUUAUCCGCCUUUCUCAUGAAGAUCAUUUGUGAUUGCGGAGAGAUACCGUUCGUUCACUCAACUCCAAUUUAUUUCAUAUUUUAGCAUUAAAAAAGAUUUUGGGUAAGUUCGCUCUAAUUUAGCUCUAAAAACCAUUUAAGGGAGUCGGUGACAUAAGGGUAACUGAUCUUGUUACAAAGAUGCAGAAAGUCGCCCUCAUCCUUAGUUUAUUGCUUUUUUGGUCGACAAAUUCUCCAAGUUACUCAAAAUAUUUUUGCUGAUGACUGAAACAAAUAUGAAGUUAAUAACGUUCCGGUCAUUUAAAUGUGUGCAGUAUGUAACGAAGGCUUCUUAUUUUAAAAUCAGGUUUGAUGUUCCAGCAAGGCUCUACUGGUAAUUCUAGAGACAUCUCUUUUCUCUUAUGUUCUACGGUCAGCGGUAUCUGACAAUGAGCUUUCUUUUCAGUUUGGCAUGAUUUGACAGGUAUUUGAGCGAUUUGACUUAACUUGUUUCUACGUUUUUAUCUUCUCUGCCUUGAAAGUUGACCUGAGAAUAUUUUUGCAGUCGGGGUAGUAUUUGCUGGAAAGGUCUAAUAAGCGUCAAAAAAUCUGUUUUUAUUUUCAAUCUAUUUAGCACCGUUCGUGAAACAAGCUAUUAACGGUAUGUCCCCGCGUAUAAUGUUUAAGACUGUAUAAAAGUAUCAACUGUUGGUUCGAGUAAGUUGUAUGGGCACUGGUUGAACGUCAGACUGUUUGUUCACUUUUCUGGACUUUCGAACUCUUAAGGCUGUCCGUGCUCAGAGCGGACGACAGCAGAACUUCAAGAGGAAUGAGGUGAAAGGUACCUUAACCGAUUAACGACUAGCGUUGUAGCUCUGCAGAUGGCUGCACAGUGUUGCUUAUGAGGAGACAUGUCAACUAUGUCGACUGAUUAAUUCUCGCGAGGAGGUCACUCUAGGCAGUAGAGACGACACACUGCAUCAGACUGUUCACUGAAACCUAGUGAGUCCCUAAUUUACAUGGCCCGACUAUGCACCGUGGCCUAAAGUCGCCAUGUGAUUCGAACACUCUGAUAUGCACCAACACUGGGCCCUGCCGCCUCUGAAACACCCUUUAUAUGUGCCAGAGUGUGCUUUAUCGUCGUUAGGUCCUCUGAGCAUUCUCCAUGAGGGCAAGAGCGCAGACGUUGUGCCAUGAAACCUCUCGUGUAAUCCUUCCGCUUAGAGUGAUCGAAGGGAUAGCGAGCCUCGUGGGGUUUUGGCCCCAUAUUUUUGCCGCGAGACCAAAUAUUUUUGAGGAACAUUCACAUACGGCAUCGCCUUUGUGCACUAAAAUAGUUAACUUGAAUUCUAAGAUGUGGUGUGCUCUUUGUUGCCUCCUCUCAAACUGUCAUUUCAGUUCUGUCGUUAGGACCACGUCUGAGAAGUAUACCAAGGCAGGGCAAGAACUGACAAGCAUCUUCUUCCCCUGGAAUAGUUUAUCAGAGGAUAUAUCCUUGGGUGGGCCGUGGAAUCGCUAAAAUAGUUCCCUUCUGAAGAAAAAAGCAUGACAACGACAAAAGAGAAUAAAAAGACGGUUUUGUGUUAGCCGAAAGCGUUUUCCGUAUUCCAAUAGGAACUGAUCUGUUAUUGGGCCGAAGAUCAUGAGCGAUAGAUGAAAGUUCGGUGUUUAAGGGACAAGACACAACAUUUUGUGUUCAUUGAUUACCCCAAAAAUUUCCAAGCCGUCCCCUUCCAACGGGACAACAGCAUUAAUUAAUGAUCAGAAGGGAAAAAUUUCGUUAUCUAAAAUAGGCAGGCAAAACAUUUUUAAAUAGAAUUUACUAGAUGUCAACAUGAGUUUUCCUGUUUUUACAGAGUCAGCGCCACUUUUAGGUAUGAUUUUUAAUAUAACUUUGUUUUCUGCUAUUUUGUUUUAUGGCAUCUAAAAUAACCAGGGGCUCUGAAAAGAUCGGGUUGACUAACUGCUGGAUAAUUAGUGCAGUCGUGGUUUAAGAGUAGGUUGUUACAUGAUCAUUUUAAAACGCAAUGGAUUAAAAAAUAUUUGCCAGGAUUUCCGAUGUCGUUUAUCAACUACACCUGAACUUACUAACCGUUACUGUAUCUUUUCAUAGAGGUGCUUUAUGCCGGAUUCAAUGAAAGUAAGUGGAUUUUCACUUUCAAAAAUAGUUUCUGUGCGCGGAUCGGCAAACCGCUCAGUAUAAAUAGAAGAAAAAGGGGUCUAAUUUUGACGCAGAAUACAAAAUCCGUCUACUGAGUUUACUGCCAUCUGGUAACAUCGAAAGACCACCUCGUUUUUUUAAAUGCCUACGUGCGUGACCCCCAUAUCAGCUUCAAGCUUUUUUAGGUACGAAAAAUUUAUUUAGCAAAGGCAUUAAAGUGCUUUUUUCCUUCACAAGUGGCAAUGUAUAGUUAUUUGAAUUCCCUACUUAUGCAUUAGAAGGCUCUUGUUCCCUUACUGUAAAGUACCAUGGAUGGCUACAAGACUGAUUGCUUCUAAGUAGACCGGUGCAAUGAAUAAGAGAUAACCCUUGCGGAGACAACUAGCUUGCCCCAGAAAGAGUAUUCACUACCAUAAUAUAGAUAAAAACUAAACAGGCCACAAGCUGAAUUACCAUAGGAUAAGGUGAUCCCAUACUAACAGCACAGAUAAUAGCCAGAAGCCCAUAUAUGCGUGUUUCGCCGAUAUUCUGUCGCUGGUUGACAGAGCUUCGAGGGGUUCGGCUCGUCAGUGGAUCCUCCAAAAGCCCAUACACGCGUGCUGGUGACCCACUGACGAGCCGAACCCCUCCCAGCUGUGUCAACCAGCGGCAGAAUAUCGGCAAAACACGCCUGUGUGGGCUUUUGGCCACUACCUGUGCUGUUAGUAUGGAAUCACCCUACCUUAUAGUUUGCUACUAGUUGCCUGCCGGCAGUUAAUGAAUAUUACGCGAGUAUACGCUGUGAUUGUUGGACUUCGGCCCAAUCAUUCAUAAAUGAAAACUUCCGUCCGAGCCUACAGACCUUAAAUAUAUUGAUCUACUCCAAGUUCGCAGUUAAUUUUUAAGGAAAUUAAAAAUCAACCAUGAAUUACCUCAUAAAAUCAUAGUAAUGAACACAUGAGCCCAUUCGAGUGUACUUUGACUGCAUGGUUUUAUUUGCUAACCGAAAGCCGCAUUCCCUGUCAGGUUUUGCGAUCGUAUGUUUCGAACUCGUCUUAAAUAUUAGCUGAUAACUACCCACAAUAUCAUGAGGACUAGGACGUAUUCAGUAGUUUGCUUGGUUCGGCAGUUGAUUUGAUACUUGUUUAUUGUCUGGUGUCUCAGAAAAGACGGAGCCUUCUACUCAUGAGAACACAAAAACGCGCAUAAAAAAUACUUGGGCGUGUAAGAAAACACCGCAUUAGCUCCCGAAGGGGAGUCUACCAUGAAAUACUGAGUUUUUGCCUGCUGGUAGCCAAUAGGUGAUUAUUUCUAGGAUGUCAGGGAUGCCUGAUGUUCCUAUAAUGUUCGCUCUAAUCGGUAAUUAUCUAAAGGUGCAGCCAACUACAAUAGCAACAUGACCUUUUAAUAGGGAAUCUUCUAGAAUUACUUAAGUUGGCAUUCAAACGACCUAGUUACAGUGAUUACAAUUAACUUUAUGUUGUACAGUAAUAAUGGUCAGGACCUAUAUGACGACACACCGUAUAGCAGUGUAUGCAAUGAAUGUUAGCAGCAGAAUGCUACAAAUAUUGCUGUCAUCAGUAUAAGCGAACUGGUACACAAAAAGCGUGAAAUAAGGUUGCAAGCCACUAUGACGCAACAGACGAUAUAAUGAAAAACUUAGACGUUAGUGGUAUGAGAAACUAUACCAAAAAUCAACCAAAAAUACUGAAUACAGCAAUCGGAAAAUGUAGUGAUUUUACGGCCCCACUUUAUUCGUUAAAACUUUCCGACCUCAUAUAAAGUAUUUGCGUUGGCAAAUAGUGCAGCUUUUCAAGAACCCUGCAGAAAUGAUUCCAUAUUCUAAUUAGAGCUUUGGCGCAACAUUAUUCGUGCAUGUCUGCGCUGGGAAGAGAGAAAGAUAUCAAGCUAGACGGCGUGUCUAAUUAACCCUGUGCUAGAUAAGAGAAUAAGGCAUAAACAAGGCCAGACUUUCGACCGUGGUGAAAUACUCAACGUGGAAUUCAGUUCUUUUCGAAUUAGUACUUAUGAUCCAAUGACAUAGGGUUGCAAAAAUACUUUGCAACAAUAUUCAAGAAGGCAAAAUUGGGGAGCAGGACAGAUUAUUUGAGAAAUAAGAAUGGCUUACCGGAAAGGCUUGCUAAAAUUCUGACGGCCCACAUAACUUAGUCGGCUCACCAUUGUAAGAGCAUUUAAUCGAACAGAAGUGGAAGUGGCGUGCGGUGCUAGUUGGCCCCGCACUGGUCGAUUUUGGGGUGAUUGGGCCUCUGAUGGGGUGGGGGGAUUGUUUGAUCUGGUGACUCUUUUUCGCUCCGCCGAGUAAGUUCGUCGUCGGGAUAUGUCUGUGUGGCUUUCUGUGAUCAACCUGUCCUAGGCUUUCUGUACGUAAUUAUGCUGGACUUCGUGAGCUACAGAAAGGUCAAGAUGCCAGCUGAUGGAGUUGGCAUCUGAAUGCUUCGCCUCUACUAUCAGCCUUCCUGUCCUUGAUUUUCCGUGGCCUAAGGUAGUCUCUCCCCGAUGGUGGGAAGUUUGGCCAGUUUCUCCAAUGUGCCUCGCAAACUGCGAGUUUGGAUCUAAGCUCCGAUCUACUGAUUUUUACUCUUAAAGGCGGGUCUGCAGUAUCCAACCUGUUCCCCAACGUAGUUUCACUCCUCAUCAUUGCAGCUAUUUUGUAAAUACCUACUAAGAUUUUGGUUGGUGGUAGUGUGCCUUUGGGUUGCACCAAACGGCUAUGACAUCUUGCCUGAGGUCAACGGACUAUGGCUACUCGGACGAGUAGCAGCAGUCGAGAGACCGACUCGGAAACUCCUUUAGUAUAGGAAAGGCCCCUUUAGACAUAGUAUUUCUGCUCCUCUGGCUGUUGUACGUUCGUUCGGAGUCUGUUUUAUCGAUAAAAUUGCUGGGGUAUCCAUUGGUUCUUAAAAUGUUUUAAAAGUAAGCGGUUGACGUCCCAUAAUGUGCACUAAAAUGCCCCUUAGAGUAGAUAAACUUAUACAGUGCCGCGACGUGAUUUAUAAUCAUGUUUUAGAAAACCUGUUGCAAAAAAGCCCGAUUUAAUUCUAUUUCUCCUCAAACAUUUUUUUAAGAAAAUUCACUCCAUUUUGAACACGUUAUACCCCUGAAUAUUUUUUGAUAAACAGAUUAAGUGAAUCAUGUCAAAGUGGCAAUUUACGAUAAAGAACCCCACAAUCUUAUUACACAGAGGACAAUUUUAGACUGGUAUCAACCAGAGACAGCUUGCGGCUUUGGUGGACGUGCAUUCAGACAGAAUAAUUUUGGGACGUAAAAGUCUAACAUUUAAAAGAAAAUCCCGGGUGGUUGGCGGCGUCUGUUUGAUUGACCCCUCUGCAUUCUUUUCAACAAUGUGGCUAUAAACGAUCCCUACGGUUUUGAGGGAACUUUGGCCGUGACUUGUAUUUGCAGGGUUGUAAACACUUUGAUUUAACAACAAUCUCUUACUAUGGACGAUUAGAAAAUGCAUCUCAUCUUUGGAAAUCUUUUAAAUAUCUUCUUCAGAGUGGAUAGAGGAAAUGGGUACGUACGCAUGCAUUGAACUUCAACUACGCAAUGAUUUAGAACCGUUAUAGGUUCUAUAUAAUAGCCUAUUGUUCGCGUCCAACGAAAGUGGCUUUUUUGUCAUUUGUGCUGCACAAGUUAUCCCUUACUGUCUACUUCUACUUAUUUAUAAAACUAAAAUUGAUUUUCCACAGAUAAAUUGGCCAAGAAAGUCAGGCGAGGACGUAUGUACAUGCAUAUUUUUAAACUUUGCAUCAAAAACUGAAUCAUGCGAACUGCUGAAUUAAGAUAGAUGACUACUUCACCUUUUCUUGACCCAAUUUAUCAGAGAUUCUGGCGAUUAUUUCCCAUACGGCCGCAAAUCGUCAUUUUAUCUUAUUCGCUUGAGGAUUUACUACCUGCAGAAUGGAUUGCCGAGGAUUACUGAUGAUCGCCGCAUUGCACAUCUUUAGAUUCAUGCAUUUCGCUUGAGAUGAAAUGAAUCCUAUUGUUCGGGGUUUACAAAAAAUAGCUUCACAUUCAUGGACUGUUCAUAUAAGCUGACUACACUGAGAGAUUUGACGCACGUUUCACAAACGCUGUUUGCUAUUUUGGUUAAAUUCUCAUUCUUCCAAUUCUUUGUCUCCUAGGAGUCUAGAAUUGGACACAAUGUGUUCGUUUAAGAGUAGUAUUAAAUAUCGUCUAAAAGAGCACUUCUAAUGCUGUCCAAAUAAACCUGGAAACAAGCUUGUUUCGAGUUAACCUCAAAUCGGGCAAUCUUCUAGCUCAAAAAUGCGUUCAAACCGUAAAGGGCCGAUAAUGGAAGGAUUCUGCUCAGUUUUUCUCUCUGCCGUGCCAUCGCAAGUGUUUAUACUCAAAUCCUUGUCGAAGAUAAACGCAGUAAAGUAUAAUUUGGUAUUAUUUAUCUUACUGAUUUAAAGGCUAAAUGCAGUAGCUCGUUUGUCCGAUUGGAAUUCAUCCAUUUUGCCAAUUAUUGCCAUUUUACUUACGACCCUUCCGUCUUCUCUUCUUAAGCCAAGGCGUCAUGA